UUUUCUCGAAAUUCGACUUUGUUGUGUUAUCUGACGUGGAUUGAUUUCAGUAUUAAUAGGUUAAUUCAGUUGCUCUAAUGAAGUUUGAAAUGAAGGAAGUCUGAUUAUUUAUUUCCUGUACUUUAUUUGCAUUGACCACGCCCAGAUUGGAAGUGUUAUGUUAAACAAUCAAGCAGAAUGCUUAGCUAUUUAUGUGUUGGGAAAUCAGGACAUGGCAAGAGCUCCACUCUGAACUCAAUCACAAAUGACGACAUCUUCAAGAGGGCUACAGACACGACGUCUGGUUCUAAAAGAGCUGGUUUGUUCAGUGCCCAGGUCGGAGGUCAGACCCUCAAAAUUAUUGAUACACCUGGUCUGUUUGAUCCUACCGUUGAUGAUGAUGUUGAGAAUAUAAGGUUUGCUAGAGGCAAAAUAAGCGAAGCUUUUCAAAUAAUGAAAAACAACAGCAUCCAACAUUUGGAUGCUAUUCUACUCGUACUAAGUUACAUCAAUGUUUACAGUGCAGAAGAACAAAAGACUAUUUCGUAUUUAAAAACAAUAUUCGGACCAAACUUUAUUCGGGAUAACUGUGUUUUACUGAUGACGCAUGGAGACAACUACUCAAGCGAUGAGAAUAAUACAAAAUUUCCAACUUUCAAAGAUUGGUGUGAAAGUCAGACAGGUGCACUGCUCGCAUUAUUUCAAGAGUGUAACUUUAGAAUCGUCUUGAUAGAUAAUAAUGGCAGUGAAAUGGCAAAGUACGAUAGUGCUCAAGAAAUCUUUGAAUACACUCUCAAAAUGAAAAGUAAGUAUUAUAUCAAACAUUUUCAACAACAAGAAAAAAAUCGCCAAACUAUGCUUUUAACGUUUUGCUUGGAUGAACUAAAGGAAAACAUGAAAAAGCGAUUAGAGUUGUUGUAUGAAGACUUUUAUCUUCUACUCACCCCAAAUGAAAACCUUGAUAAAAUGAGUCAAAAAUUUCUAGAGCAUUGUCAGGACGGCGAAUUAAGUGUCCAAACUUUAGAAAACGUCAAAGAUUCUGCCGUUAAAUUCAGACAAGCUUACAAUGCGAAAGGGAAAGCCAUUGAAGCCGAGAAUUCAAAAACAAGUCUCCGAAGAGCUUUAAGGUGCGAGCUUAUAAAGGAGCUCAACAACCUUUACACAGCUUUUGAAAAGCUCGACUCACCAUUGAAAACUUUCAAUGAGAUCAAGGCUAAAACAGAUUUACUACUGAAUGAAAUAUUGUAUGAGGCACACGGCACAGCGAAACUUCAUGCAGUGGAAAAUGCUGUUCGUAACUUUCAGAGUAAACUCGUCAGAGAAGCUUCGAGAUUCAAAUAAUUUUUUUUAUUACUUUAAUUUUAAGGUAUUAAGUCACAAAGGGCUAAUUUCACAUACGGAACAAUCAUAAAGUUUUACUUAAGGCCAGUAUCGCACUUCGUCAAAUUUGAGGACAAGUCUUUCAUUGUGAGAUGUUUUUUCCUAACCAGGAUUCAUUUUUAUCAGUUAAAUUGGACAUCUAUCUAUCCAUAUUCUAUCUAUAUUCUACUAAAUUUCAAGUUGUUUACAUAUUUGUAUAUUAAUUUUUUUUUGUUUGUUAUUUUGUUUGUCUGUUUGGUUACAUGAGAACAGCUGCAUUAAGUGUGUACGUAUUUGUGUAGAGAAUAAUCUUUUUUUUUUACUUGACUGUUAAACAUUUAUUUAUUUAAAGACGGUAAUUAAUUUAUAAAAGUUCAGAACAAUUACAGUAUAAUGACGUUAUUUGAUUUCUUUUUCUAAAGGGCAAAGAUUUAUAUCAAAUAUUUAAGGACUAAAAUAGUUUAA
Molecule: messenger RNA, 1803 nt
Organism: Physella acuta
Lineage: Eukaryota; Metazoa; Mollusca; Gastropoda; Physidae
Product: GTPase IMAP family member 7
Molecular function (GO): GTP binding
Source: RefSeq, a predicted model, not a curated record